This is a messenger RNA of Mytilus trossulus (common blue mussel), 876 nucleotides long. RefSeq names its product neurogenic locus notch homolog protein 2-like. Gene Ontology annotation, molecular function: calcium ion binding. Bases 1 to 876 code for a protein of 291 amino acids. NCBI's taxonomy places the organism in Eukaryota, Metazoa, Mollusca, Bivalvia, Mytilida, Mytilidae. The record is from RefSeq and is a predicted model, not a curated record. The transcript has 7 exons.
AUGACAAUCACACACACACUAAAUUCUUUACAGGUUUGUUACAAACACAAGUAUGUCACAGAGUCUGGAGGAGUAAAUUAUGAUUUUGGAUGUGCACAGCUAGAGAUUAUACAGAGAAGAAUAAAUGGAUUUGUUGAUUUCUACCGAGGAUGGUCAGCCUACAAAGAAGGUUUUGGUAAUGUUAACGGUGAAUAUUGGUUGGGCAACGAUAACAUCCAUGAGAUAACUUCCCAUAGUAACCAUGAUCUGAGAAUAGAAUUAGAAGAUUUUGAUGGAAACAUGAGAUACGCAGAAUAUACAACUUUCAGUGUUGGUGACGAAGGGAGCGGCUACCGUUUGCUUUUGUAUAACUACUCUGGAAACGCUGGUGACUCCUUAGUACACCACAAUGGUAUGAAGUUCACUACAUUUGACAGGGAUAAUGAUCCAAAUACGGCUAAUAACUGCGCAGUUUUGUUUAAAGGAGCAUGGUGCAGUUGGUGGCAGAAGAAUGCCGUCGAGGACAAGACUUGUGGCGUCUGUAAGAAUGGAGGAGUAUUUGAUGCCACACGAAAUCGAUGUAAAUGUCCUAUAGGCUUUGUUGGAAGUUGCUGUAAUGAUUUUAGUGUGUGCGGAUUCCAUCCAUGUCAACAUGGCGGCAAAUGCACAACUAACGGACAGGGAUACAACUGUACAUGUACCCCGGGAUAUGCUGGAUCGAACUGUCGGAUAGAUAUUGAUGAAUGUGCAUCAAAUCCGUGUCAAAAUGGAGGUAGCUGUAGAGAUAAAGUCAACAAAUACAGUUGUUCGUGUAUAACAGGGUAUACAGGAAUCAACUGCCAAACAGGUAAACUUGAAUAUUGGCCAUACUAUACUAUUGGUCUUAUAUGUUAUUAG